Molecule: messenger RNA, 1359 nt
Organism: Micropterus dolomieu (smallmouth bass)
Lineage: Eukaryota; Metazoa; Chordata; Actinopteri; Centrarchiformes; Centrarchidae
Product: immunoglobulin kappa light chain-like
Exons: 5
Coding region: 1-1032 (343 amino acids)
Biological process (GO): response to bacterium
Source: RefSeq, a predicted model, not a curated record
AUGACACCUGCUAUGUUUGCAUUCUAUCUCACAUGUGUGUUCUUGGGGAAAAUGGCGAAGACAACUGAACUGAAAGUGUCCUCAUCUGUGCGCCAAACAAGUGGUUUUGUAUCAGUUUAUGUUGGUGAUGAGGUUACUUUGCCAUGUUUCUAUGAAGGUGAUGCAGCUAGGCUUUACUGGUAUAAACAAACUCUGGGACAGAAACCAAGGCUCAUCUCCACCUUUUAUAAGUAUGAAAAAAAUGGAACUUUUCAUGAUGAAUUCAAGAACAAUCCACGCUUCACACUGGAUACUCAAACCGGUCAAAAUCACUUAAAGAUCUCAAAUUUACGUGUAUCAGACUCCGCUACUUACUACUGUGCAAGUAGCUAUACAUUUAUUUUUGAGUUUGCAGAGGGCACUGCUGUCAGUGUAAAGGCUUCAGGUUUGAAAGUCCCAGCUUCGGUCCAUCAGUCAGCAUCUGAGCCCCUCCAGCCAGGAGGCUCUGUGACUCUGAACUGUACAGUACACACUGGGACCUGUGAUGGAGAACACAGUGUUUACUGGUUCAAAAACUCUGAUGAAUCUCAUCCAGGACUCAUUUACACCCAUGGAGGCAGGAACGAUCAGUGUGAGAGGAAAUCCAACACACAAACACACACCUGUGUCUACAACUUGCCAUUGAAGAGUCUGAAUCUUUCUCAUGCUGGGACCUACUACUGUGCUGUGUCCUCAUGUGGACAAAUACUGUUUGGAAACGGGACCAAGAAGGAAUUUGAAGAUGCAGUGGGCUCUCUUAUCUUGGUGUAUAUGUUGAGCGGAGCUUUGGCAGUCACCACCUUCCUGGUUGUUUUACUGGUUUUCUCAAUUUGCAAGAUAAAUAAGAGCAACAGCUGCGGAUCUACAGAGCCUCAAGCAAGAUUUUUCACAAAUGAAGAGGCUUACCAAGAUGAACUCCAUUAUGCUGCUUUAAGAGAAAAUUACACCAAAGGAUCAAGAAGACAGAGGAACAAUGUUAAGAAUGAAUGCGUGUACUCCAGCAUAAAGCAGUAGAACUGGACGCUGGAUGUUUCAUUUGUACUUUGUGAGCAAGGUGAACAUUUCUUAGUGUCUCUUUCAAGGUAUAAUGUUGACUUUGACAAUUACAUUUUCAUACCUUCUUUUUGGUCUGAAGUCCUCACAUUUGAUCAUAUGUGUAGGAAACCCUGCUGUUAUUGAUGUGUCUAUGUAGUUUCAAACAGGAUGUCUCCUCAGUAUUAUAUAUUUUCUUUUAAAGAAACCAAGCAACCCACAUCGCAUUAUUUUUAGCAGAAAAGAUUUGUUGUUUUUUGCAAUGAAACCAGUAUAUUUAGAAUGUCAAGUUCACUGAUGCUGCACAUC